Molecule: messenger RNA, 7449 nt
Organism: Lagopus muta (rock ptarmigan)
Lineage: Eukaryota; Metazoa; Chordata; Aves; Galliformes; Phasianidae
Gene: SLC41A1
Product: solute carrier family 41 member 1
Exons: 11
Coding region: 3653-5200 (515 amino acids)
Biological process (GO): monoatomic cation transport
Cellular component (GO): plasma membrane
Molecular function (GO): monoatomic cation transmembrane transporter activity
Source: RefSeq, a predicted model, not a curated record
CCACAUAUUUUCCAGCCUGCUGUAGUCUUUGUACCCUCCUUGGUGUUCUUUUGAUGCAAAAAUUAGCUAACUCUGUUGAUGUGUUACUGGGUAGUAAAGUGAAGGCUUGGAUGGUGUCUCGUGGUCCCUUCCAGUCUUAACUGUUCUGAUUCUGUUGUAGGGAUCAUGUUGCAAAAAUCCUGUCUUAGGCCACACUGUUGUGCAGUGGAGAUGCUGUUGUGGUGUUUAGGAGGGAUUUGUUGCCUGUUCUAAUAGCAAAUGAGCCCUAAAGACAUAAAGCAUCCUUCAUUCUUCUGUGAUUUCCUGUCCCCAAACAACAAUCGCUCAUCAGCUGUGCUUUGGUGAGGGCUGUUUCUUUAAAAGCAAUUCAUUUGAAGAUUCAUUUUGCUGCUGAAGGAAAAGUGAAGAGCAAAGCAGUUCUGGGAAGGCAUGGUUGUUUUUGGCAGGUAACGUGCAAAUGUGUGCCAUGAGGUUUUGCUAUUGCAUUUCAUUGCAGAACCUCAUUAAUUACUGCUCAUCAUGCGGUGCCUCUGCAACGUGCAGAUAUUCAGCAGAGCUUUCAUGCAACCUGAAGGCACUCAACUGAAGGCCUCAUCCAUCAGGACGCAGUGGUGGAAAGCACGUUUUCCACCUUUCCCCAUUUCUUUCCAGUUCAUUUCUGCUUUGUUUUUUUUCUAUGCAGCAGCUUUGCUUUCGUAUUCCCAGCUGAUGAGCAGCCGUGCCACCUCAUCUGGCCCAAUUCUGAAGGGUUGCUCAGCGUUUGGUAUCUGCACACCUCUUACAGAGCAGUUCUUCUUCCCUGCUCCUCUUUCUGUUCAUAUGAUGUGCUCUCCAGAAACGUCUCUCAUCCUGUGUGGUGUUUGAAAUCUUAGUGUCACCAUGUAAAUAAAAACGUAAGGAUGAUGCUGCAGCCUUUUCUGCUGAGAUCCCAUACUUUGUGCAGCAUAAGGAAUUGCUUGGGGAUAUCAAGUACACCGUCACAAAUACAGAUUGAUAGCUCUGGCUCUUUUUUUUUGUCAUGAGUCACAGUGCUGUGGUCAUUCAGGCCAAUUACCUCUGAUUCAUCAGAGAAUUAAAAGCCUGAUUUUCUAUUCUGAAGACACGUAACUUGGCGUUGUAUCUACCAGGGUUGUGAAUGCUGUUUGCAUUAGUCAGAUUCCAGUACAUUAACAGGUUCCUGUGUUAAAGCCAUGGUAACUUCCUUCUUUAUAGGCAAGUUUACAAAGCUGCCAUUCUUCUGACAGUGGUUUCUCAGAGCAGCAGGUCUGUUGUUCAGAAGUAGCAGCCUGCUUGCUGGCACCCCAGCUGAUGGAGGGCCGUAUGUGCCUGCAGUAGGAUGGUGAGAAGGUCAUACUCCACACCUGCACUGUGUAAAGCAAACUCUGUUGCUAGCAUCUAUUUAAAACAACGUGGUUUAUUUUGAGACCUGAGUGACCACGCAGAGUUCAGGCACAGGGCUGAAGAAGAAUGCAGGAACAAGGUGUUUACAGAGUUGUUUCCCUCCAGCCUUACAUUUGGUCCAUGCUCUUGGCUCCUCUUUGCCAUUUUGAUUGCUGUUUCAGUGGUGAAUCUAUUUGCUCAAGCAAGUGCUAUGAGAACACAGUGCAGGCUGUGUCCAUCACUGAGCCCUGCUCUUGUCAGUGCCACAGAGCAAGGCAUUUAAGGUAGAUGUGAGGGGCAGAUUCUUCACUCAGAGGGCAGUGAGGCCAUGGAGAAAUGUUGGUGCCCCAUCCCUGGAGGUGCUGCCUGGAUGAGCCCUGGGCAGCCUGAGCUGUGGUGGCAGCCAGCCCACGGUGGGGAAUUGGCCAAUCCAGCAUUGGCCUUUGCACUGCAUGCAGUCCUCAGCAGUGGCAGAGUUGCUUGCUGGCACUCAGAAACACUUACAGCCAUGGGUUGUCAUUUUAGUCCCUAGAUCCAGCUCUUAAAGCAAUGACACUGCCUUCACCUCUGAGGUCUCUUUUACAGCCCUACCAGUCGCGUGCCACCAUCUCCCAGUGCUCACAGCAAAGCCUAGAGGUGUUCAGCAGUGCUGCCCUGGGAUUUAUUGGCUUUAACCAAACAACACAGACGAGGCAGGCAGCGUGUGGUCAGCACUGCCGUGCAGGGGGCUCAGCUCCACUUCCACAGCUGCCAGGGAGGCUGUGAUCAAGAGCUCAGCAUGGGGGGGAAGGGAGUGCCCUGCCCUGCCCUGCACUGCCCUGCACUGCAGAGAUCUUGCUGACUGAUUUCAGAGCUGGGAUGGGGGGCCCCAAAGGAAGCUGCACUCAGUUCUCAGCAGGAAGGAAAAUGACUGCAUGGAAGGGUGGUUAGUGCAACGGGUGGGAGACAAAGAGUGAAUGCACUUCUGUGUCGGCCUGUGCCUGGGCAGUGGGGUGUGAGGGGCAAUGUGCAAAGUCACAAAGCAUAUCCCAGCAAGCUUUUUGGCGUAUCUUUUGUUUUAUAACUUUAAUCCAGCAUCAUUAUGUGGUUUACUGUAGCCCUGUGAGCACUUGGAUCGUUGAGCACUGUGCCCAAUAGUGCACUUCUGGGACAGCCACAUGGAGGAGCCUGGCUGCGCUUCAGUUACUUCUCUAAGUAAUCAGAAAGCUCCUUCUAGCUCGUGGCAAUAAUCCUCUGCUCAGGGCUGUGCUCACUGCGUGGCAAUGCUGAGGUUCUCUGCAUGCUUUCUGUCUGGCUAGCACAGCUCUGCCAGCUGAUUUUUGUGUUUUCUGUUUGAUAAAGGUGAUUAGAGAGAGGCAGCAGCAGGUUACUGUCACAGACUGAUCCAAAGCCGCAGCAAGGGAGUUGAGCUCCUCCAGAAAGCUUACAAGAGGAAACCUGAAAGGUGAAAGCCGGGUUUUCGGAAAGGAGAGUCUAAAUGCCAGCUCCUUCCCUGCAGCCUGCUCGCCUCAGUAAGUAACCUUAACUGGGAGCUGCUGUUACUUUAAAUAAGAACUCUCCGUGCCUCGUGCUGUAAGGUGAGAAAUUUCUUUUGGAAGAGGACGGCGGUGACACUUGGAACUCGCUGGUGGUGCUGGCAGCUUGGCAGAGAGCAGAAAGCAGGCUGGAUCGAAGCAAACGCCUGCAGGAGCUGUCAGGCUCGAGUUCUGCAGAGGAAAAGUGCCACUGGAGAAAGUAACAAAGCCCUGAGAGUAAGAAGAGCUGGAUUGUAUCACCCUGAAAGCCAACCCGUCUUACAGCUCUCCUCUGCUUCCUUUAAGCUUCUGUUUUAUUCAGUGAUCUUUACUGCAUCUGUUUUUCUCUCUGCCUCACGUGUUCCAUCACAACAGCUGUGCUGCUGGAAGAAAACCUGGAGAAAGAUGUGCUAAAGCCUCACACGUCAAAGAGGAGAAGCUUGGAUCCUGCCUUGGUGGCUGUGUAGCUCCCAGUGCUGGAAGAAAGGAGGACAAGGAAGAACUUGCUGUAGCUCCCAGGUCCCGCUGUGUUCUCUGCUGGCUCAGCUGUUGGUGUCCCCCAUUCCUGGACUUUGCUUGAUGGGGAUCUCUGCUGCGGGAGCAGUCUCUGCACUCAAAGGCAGGAGAGCAGGGGUAGGAGAGGUGGCCUCUAGAUGCUGGAAAGGCCAUUUGUGUAAGCUCCUGGCAGAAGGUCUCUUCUGGAACAGCUGCUGGCUGUAGGCCCACCGAGCUGAGGUUCAGGAUAGCCUCUGUGCAGCAUGUCUUCCAAGCCAGAGCAGAAGGAGACCCACCAGGCCAAUGGGGCCGUGCUGCCUGCUGUGCCCAUGGACUGCCUUGUCAGUCCGGACCGGGGGCAGCUGGUGGAGCCCUCCAAUUUCCUGGGACCUGAUGGUGUCGGGGUGGAAGUGGUGGUGCUGGAGUCCCGUGCCAACGCUAAAGGUGUGCGAGAAGAGGAUGCCCUGCUGGAAAAUGGCAGCCAGAGCAACGAAAGUGAUGACACCAGCACAGACAGAGGCCCUGAGCCAGCCUCUCCACUCAAGGAGACCUCCUUUUCCAUCGGGCUGCAAGUACUCUUCCCCUUCCUCCUGGCAGGCUUUGGGACAGUUGCUGCUGGAAUGGUGCUGGACAUUGUGCAGCACUGGGAUGUCUUCAAAUACGUGACCGAGGUUUUCAUCUUGGUGCCAGCACUGCUGGGUCUGAAGGGGAACCUGGAGAUGACGCUGGCAUCUCGCCUGUCAACAGCUGCUAAUAUUGGCCAAAUGGAUACACCCAAAGAGCUCUGGAAGAUGAUAACAGGGAACAUGGCUCUGAUACAGGUUCAGGCUACCGUGGUUGGCUUCCUGGCCUCGAUUGCAGCAGUGAUAUUUGGAUGGAUUCCAGAUGGGCACUUCAGCCUUGACCACGCUGUCCUGCUCUGUGCCAGCAGCGUGGCUACUGCUUUCAUUGCUUCCCUUGUUCUGGGCAUGAUCAUGAUUGGAGUCAUCAUUGGAUCCAGGAAGAUGGGAAUCAAUCCUGAUAACGUGGCCACACCGAUUGCUGCCAGCCUGGGGGAUCUCAUCACCCUGGCUCUGCUUUCAGGAAUCAGCUGGGGCUUGUACAAAGAGCUGGAGAGCAAAGCAUACGUGAAUCCUUUGGUGUGUGCCUUCUUCAUAGCUCUGCUGCCCAUCUGGAUCAUCAUUGCCAAGAAGAAUGCAGCGACUCGGGAGGUGCUGUACUCUGGCUGGGAGCCAGUCAUCAUUGCAAUGGCAAUUAGCAGUGUUGGGGGUUUAAUUCUGGACAGAACAGUCUCAGAUCCAAACUUUGCUGGGAUGGCUGUCUUCACACCAGUUAUUAAUGGUGUGGGUGGCAACCUGGUGGCAGUGCAGGCGAGUCGCAUCUCCACUUACCUGCACAUGAGUGGGAUGCCUGGAGAGAGCCCUGAAGCAGCCCCUCGCAGAUGCCCCAGCCCUUGCAGCACUUUCUUCAGCUCAGAUGUGAAUUCCCGCUCUGCCCGUGUGCUCUUCCUUCUGGUCGUGCCUGGACACCUGGUUUUCCUUUACACCAUCAGCUCCAUGCAAGGUGGACACACUACACUCACCCCUAUUUUCAUUGUUUUCUACAUGACAGCUGCACUUCUCCAGGUUCUCAUUCUGCUCUACAUUGCUGACUGGAUGGUGCACUGGAUGUGGGGCAGGGACCUCGAUCCUGACAACUUCUCCAUCCCCUACUUGACAGCGCUGGGUGACCUGAUCGGAACGGGGCUCCUUGCUCUCAGCUUUCAUGUCCUCUGGCUUAUUGGUGACCGGGAUUCUGAUGUGGGGGAUUAGCUCUCCCUGCUGCUCCUCCCCUCCUCUCAGUUCUCCUCCAUUCAUUUUUGUCAUGGUUGUUUUUCUUCCACCCUUGCUCUCCUCCUUCCCCCCCCCCCCAACCCUGUCUCUCACGAGACUUCAUCUUUGAUACAAGAUUCUCAUUAUUUUCAAUGGGAAUUUUAUGUGGUUUAUAUUUCAAGCCAAGUUUGUACAGAAAAAUAAAUCUAGUUUUAAGAAGGACGCGAAAGUGUAAUGAGACAAUCACCAAGUGCAAUUUCCUAGCAGUUGUCUGACCAGUGUUCCAGGGGAGCUGCCCAUCAGUUGAUGGAGCACACAGGAGGCCCGCCUGUCCCAGCCACUGGAGGUGAAGGGCUGCUUUGUUCGCUUCAUAAGCGUUUUAAAUACUGAAGAUAAGGUUCAGAUGUGUGUUGCUGAGAGGGCAACUUCUAGCAAAGUGCAGCCUUGUGGGUGAGGACACGGGGAUCUCCCAUUUUCUGUCCUGUGACCUUUCUUCCUCAUGUUUUCUCCCCAAAUCCCUCCCCUGUGCCUCGCACCCAAAGCAUGCAGCUCUCUGGUCCGCAGAUGAUCCAGUUUUGUGCAUUUAGGCUUGCUUUUAGCUGCUGUGUGUGUGCUGCUGCUGGGCCUGCUGCAGCUGGGCAGGAGCUGCUCAGUACCUUCUUUUGCUGAGCCUGAAGCAUUUCAAACUCGGGAGCCUUAUGCUACUGCUGUCUCUUAGAAGAUGCCAUCUGUGUUCAGCCGUUGGCUUUCCCUGUAUGCGUAGGAGAAAGCAGGAAAACAGGUCAGCAGCACAGCCUGAGUUGUGCAGCUGUGCAUCGUUGGUGCAGCGCUGUGUGGCUCUCAGCAGAGCGCCCUGCUUGCCUUGAGCUGCACGUGGAGCCUGGGGUUGGUGACAGCCCAGCAGAGCCUGAGCAACUGUGAGCCUUAUUUCCCUCCUGCUUUUUGUGCUGCCCAGCUGGGAGGUGGCCAGGAAGCUUUCCUUUCCUCUGCCUUUGCAGGCUGGGAGGAUUCUCAUGCAGUCUGCAGCAUGCAGUUCUGGCUGUGUGACUGAGGCGUUUGUAAAUCAUCUUCCAGAGUGCUGUCAGCACUCAGCACUUUGUACUUUUCCCAUUUGGAAAUUGAUUCAGUGAGCUGAGCACAGUUUAUUUAAGCAGGUCUUAUUGACUUGGAAGCUUCACUCAGCUGCAUCGAGUUUAAGUGAUGCACUCAAGCAGACAGCACUGUUAAACAGGCUCAGAUGUAAACUGAAUGCACGUGUGCAUGGGAGAGAGCUUCUAAUGUUGGUAGGGAUGGGGAUCAUAGCAUCCUAUGGCACCCAGUUUUGGUGCCGCAGUGCCCAAAGCACAGGGAGACGCCCUCAGUGCCCAGCAUGGUGCCCUGGCUCUGAAAUAACACCUGAGCUCUCACAGAGCUGUGCUGCUGCCUGGCCUGUUUGCCUGCAGAUCCAGAGCAUCACUGGAGAGCUGCAGGAUUUGGGGUUGCCUACAGGCUGCUGCGUUUCUUGUUUUGUCUGGAUUGGCUUCAGUUCCUCCCUUAGGUUGUCCUUAGUGUUUCUUGCACAAACAGGCAGUGCUCCCUUCCUUACCUUGCUGAUGUGAAGCUCGCCUUCCCCCUCCCCAUCUCUGUGCUGUCCUUAGCUGCAGUAGCUCUGACCCUCCUCCUGUUCCCUGCAGUGACUCUGGCUGCUCGCAGGUCUGAUUCAGCCGCAGCUCUAUUCAAAAACACCCAAAGGAAAACCAAAACAAACCAACCAAACUCACAGCCCAAAGCCAGCAGUCUGAGCCUGGGGACUCCUACAGCAUCCUCUGCUGUCACCUCCUAUCCAUGCCUGAUGCCGAGGGCUGGAUGUGAGCUUUCCUUCUGCUAACACACGUCUGUGUGUGGCCGUGCCAUCGCUGCUCCGUGCUGUGAUAUCAGCUUUUGGUUCCCCAGGAAAGAAGUGGUGCCAGAGCUGUGCUUGUGGUCUCCCAUGGGCGCAGAGGUGCUGCGGGGUGAAUGGAGUGGUGCAGAAUCUUAUUUAGCAUUUCAGCACAUUCACAGCCAAAAGCUUUUCCCACCACUUGCACUCGGUUGCAUGGCCCAACCUACAGCUGACUGCAAAUGAGAAACACCCGUUUACUUCUUUUUAUUAAAGGAAAAACAACAAAAGGACUGUCUUAAUUAUUUAUAGUUACUGUAACUGGAUUGACGGAUGUCAACUGCUGAUAAAUUAUAUUUCGUUAAAUAAAGAUGACAUUUAUUUGUGUGGA